UCAACAUAAGUUAAAAAUGGAAGUCGAUCCACCGAGUCAGGAAAUUGUUUCGCAAUCACAACCUUUAGUAGGACAAAUACCGAAUACGAGUGGAGGAUACUCUUACCCAAUCUCAGACCUGGAGAGUCUGCUUCGGUUCCUAUGUCUAGGAGUCAACGAUAGGGUUUACAGGGCAAAUACACAACACACAGAAUUCUGUCGGGCCAACGUUAAGUUUAUUGACAGGCUCAUACAGGAUGGUAGGGGAUCAGAGGUAAUCAAAUGUAUUCGGGAUGUCAGCACCCAAGGAAGAGCAUAUAAGCAUGACACAACACUGUACGCAUUAGCCAUAUGCGCAAGAAGUAAUGAUAUAAAGACUAAACAAUCUGCUUAUGAAAUAUUAAACGACGUUUGCCGUAUUCCUACACACCUUUUUCAGUUUGUUAAAUAUUGCGAAGAAUUGUCUGAAAUCGCCAGUGGAUGGGGCAGGGCUCAUCGCAUGGGCAUCAGUAACUGGUACAAUAGUUUCAAGUCUGAAGAUCCACAGAAUCAUAAAAGCGCAAAGAAAUUGGCCUAUCUUGUUACGAAGUACAAACGCCGUCACGGUUGGACGCACCGUGAUGCAGUUCGUCUGGCUCACGUUCACCCCAAAACUACGGAUAUCAGACUUAUCAUAGAAUAUAUAUUUGGCGAGAAUAUAACUGUAAACAAUACUCCAAAUCAAGCUAGUAUCAGUGAAUUUCUAGACGCGGCCAAGAGAGCAAAACGAUGUAACGAUGUUGAAGAAAUCCGCAGUCUAAUAGCAAAUUACCAUUUAUCGAGGGAACAUAUUCCUACUCGAUUCUUAAAUAAUAUACUUGUUUGGGAGGUACUCCUACGAACAAUGCCAUUUACCGCUAUGCUCCGCAAUCUAGGUAAAAUAACUAGUUUAGGAAUGAUGGAUCCAAACAUAAAUACAUCGUCAGGCUUGUGGAUCAAAAUUAUUCUACAAAGACUCGAUCAGUUGAACAGUGAUGAGCUAAAAUGUCCAAAGAUUCACCCCUUGACAAUUCUUAUUGCUUUGCGACAUUACGAAAAAGGACAUGGACAAACGAGGAGGUUGGUGUGGACACCAAACACACAGAUCGUAAAUGCACUGAAAGAGGCAUUUGAGAAACAAACCAAAAUAUGUCCAUCACCAGGACAUUCAUACUUGAUGGCUGUUUCCGUUGGGGAAAGUAUGCAGAAAAAUAUUUGCGGAUCGUCUAUAAAAGCGUGCGAAGCAGCUGCUGUCAUGGUUCUUUCAACCGUAAACACGGAGGAGGUAGAAGUCAUUAUCUUUGCUGAUUCUAUAGAAGAUGCAUGUAUCAGUAAUAUAGCCAGGGGCGAUAAUUUAGAUUCUAUUUCUUCUAAGAUUGCACAGGUCAAACGGCGAUGUCAACAACCGUCAACAAGAGUCAGCGAAGACUUGGCUGUUCCAUUUAAAUGGGCUGCUAGCAGAAAAAAACGAUUUGAUGUUAUUAUUGUUCUCACUGACUCUUUAACCAGUUGCGGACAUAUGCAUCCAGCUGAGAUGCUCAAACGAUACAUGCAAUUCGUGGCUAUCGAUGAGUACCAUCUUAUUGUUGUUGGUAUGACCGACAAUGAAUACACCAUAGCCAGUCCUAUAGAUAUGAAUGCGCUCGAUGUAGUUGGCUUUGAUCUUCAUACUCCAAGUGUAAUUAAAAAUUUCGUGAAUAAUUUUCAAAGUGAUCCUUCCAUGCAGACUGAUACUCCAGAUGAAUAUGUCGAUUUGGAAGAAAUGGAAAAUGUUACUUUAUAUUAAAACCACAGUAUUGUUACAUGUUACUCUAAACUAGACAUAAGACAUUAAUGUUCAUUAAAUUUUACAAAUCAAGUUAUACAACAGUCAUUUAGUGUUUUACAUAGAUCAGGACGAAGUGAAAAUUAUGAAGAGAUUAAUUAGAUUGCAGCACACAGAAAACAUAUUUAGUUACUAGAUAUUGUUGUUUUAAAUCUCUUGACAGUUUUUCUAGUACAUCAAAUGAUAGUUGUUUUAUUUCUGAACAGUAUUGAAUUAAAAGAAUAAAUUGAGA
Molecule: messenger RNA, 2054 nt
Organism: Mytilus californianus (California mussel)
Lineage: Eukaryota; Metazoa; Mollusca; Bivalvia; Mytilida; Mytilidae
Product: RNA-binding protein RO60-like
Exons: 2
Coding region: 17-1783 (588 amino acids)
Cellular component (GO): ribonucleoprotein complex
Molecular function (GO): RNA binding
Source: RefSeq, a predicted model, not a curated record